This is a messenger RNA of Gossypium raimondii (Peruvian cotton), 1664 nucleotides long. RefSeq names its product mitochondrial metalloendopeptidase OMA1. Lineage: Eukaryota; Viridiplantae; Streptophyta; Magnoliopsida; Malvales; Malvaceae. The transcript has 3 exons. Gene Ontology annotation, cellular component: membrane. Bases 83 to 1402 code for a protein of 439 amino acids. Gene Ontology annotation, molecular function: metalloendopeptidase activity. The record is from RefSeq and is a predicted model, not a curated record.
AACGUUGUUUAGAUUAAAAUAAUUAGACGCAACAGACUUGUAUUUCCUUCGUGUGCUAUUUUUCAAUUUCAACGUCAGGGUGAUGGCAUGUUGCCGACGGGCAAAGGUUUUAAUCAGCAGCUUGCGCACUAGUUUCACUUCAACUCCUCUUCUGAGAUCUCCAUUCCGGGAUUCCUCAUCAAUAAUCUUCCCCAACUUUGGGUCUUCUUCGAUUUCAUCUACUAAGUUUUCUGGGUUCUCUUCCUAUUCUUCUAUCUCACAAAGACUGGGAAUAUCUACUAGGUAUCAUUAUAAUCCCUUCUCUAAUGUUUCCAAGAGAUUUUACUUUGUGGAUCGGCACCAGGUUCACCAUUUUAGGCCGCGGGGUCCUCGAAGGUGGAUCCAAAAUCCUAGGAAUGUUUUGAUCGUUGUCUUGGUUGGUUCAGGGGUUUUGAUUACUGUAUACUUUGGUAACCUAGAAACUGUUCCUUACACAAAGCGAAAACAUUUCGUGCUCAUGUCUAAAGACAUGGAGAAAAAGUUGGGGGAGACUCAAUUUGAGCAACUCAAAGCUCAGUUUAAGGGAAAGAUAUUGCCUGCUAUUCACCCUGAAAGCGUUCGAGUGAGACUGAUUGCCAAAGAUAUUAUCGAUUCGUUGCAGAAAGGGUUGAGCCAUGAUCAAAUAUGGAGUGAUUUGGAGUAUGCAUCACCGGAGACUUCACUUAAACAUGACGCAAUGACGACAUUCAGUGGGAGGGAAGAAGAGUUGGGGAUCAAUUGGUCUCAUCAAGAUGAGAUUCUUGAUGAUAAAUGGGUUCAACAAAGUAGGAAGGAAAGUCGAGAUAAAGGGUCGAAGUCGAAACCGACAACGACUCACUUGGAAGGAUUGAAUUGGGAAGUUUUGGUCAUCAAUGAGCCUGUUGUUAAUGCUAUGUGUUUACCCGGUGGGAAGAUUGUGGUCUUUACAGGGUUGCUCAAGCAUUUUCGUACUGAUUCAGAGAUAGCCACCAUACUUGGACAUGAGGUUGCGCAUGCAGUGGCUCGGCAUAUAGCCGAAUCAAUAACCAAGAAUUUGUGGUUUGGCAUUCUACAAUUGAUACUUUAUCAGUUCAUUAUGCCUGAUCUGGUCAACACAAUGUCAACACUUUUCUUUAGGCUCCCCUUCUCUCGGAGGAUGGAACUUGAAGCAGAUUACAUCGGACUGUUGUUGCUUUCAUCUGCUGGCUAUGAUCCUCGAACUGCUCCCAAAGUGUAUGAGAAACUAGGAAAGGUUGCAAAGGAUUCAACACUGCAAGAUUAUCUCUCUACGCAUCCAUCUGGGAAGAAAAGAGCUCAGUUGCUGGCUCAAGCCCAAGUAAUGGAAGAAGCACUCAUGAUUUACCGAGAGGUUAGUGCAGGCCGUGGGGUGGAGGGCUUUCUUUAGGAUUGCACCACACCCCACUCUUUCUGCACCACGAAAGCCACAAUAGUCCAUCAAGGCUAAGAGCUUCAUGGACUUCAACUUAUUUUCCCUGCAUAUUUCUUUUUAAUAAUUUACAAACUUCAUUUCAGAUCAUCACUUUUCUUUCUCCAGCAACUGUAACAAAGUGUCCUUUUAUUAUUUUUUUCCCCAAUCUUUGUAAAUCAAAUUGCAACCAUGAACGUAGCAAAUUUAACGUUUUAUGACCUUUUAUUUGUUAGAUCAA